Molecule: messenger RNA, 1401 nt
Organism: Aureobasidium namibiae CBS 147.97
Lineage: Eukaryota; Fungi; Ascomycota; Dothideomycetes; Dothideales; Saccotheciaceae
Product: WD40 repeat-like protein
Exons: 1
Coding region: 1-1401 (466 amino acids)
Biological process (GO): mRNA splicing, via spliceosome
Cellular component (GO): catalytic step 2 spliceosome
Molecular function (GO): mRNA binding; protein binding
Source: RefSeq, a predicted model, not a curated record
AUGGAUCAACAACUACAACUCGCCAAACGCACAACGAGCACAAAGGGCAAAGUCCCCACUGGCCACGCCGACGAAAUCGUCAUCUCGGAAACCGCCUUUCGCAACGCCCACCGCGCAGCAGAAGCAAACCACGAACCCCCGACCAAAAAGCGCAAGCGAGAGGGCAAAGGCGACAGCAGUGUAGUCUACGGUGCAGGCGCAUACAAAGGACCAUGGGCGCGCUAUGAGGUCGACAGACCUGAUGAUAGCGACGGCAGUGAAGAGGAGGUCGAAGUCGAGUACGAGGAGGAUGAGAUUGCGCCGCAGCCUGCUGCGCCCUCCAAGGCUGGCACUGCCUAUGUCGAGUCGGAUGGCUCGAAGGAGACGACCGAGUUUCAUGGAAGCCAGCAAUACGAUUACCAGGGCAGGACGUACAUGCAUGUACCACAGGAUCUGGAUAUUGAUCUACGAGGAGAUUUGCCCGACGACUACAAGAAUUACGCGCCAAAGAAGUUGCUGCAUACCUGGAAAUCUCAUACAAAGGCAAUCACGCAACUACGCUUCUUCCCUGAUGCCGGACACUUGCUGCUCUCGGCUUCUGCGGAUAGCAAGGUCAAGAUUUGGGAUGUUUACCACCAGCGAGAGUUGCUGCGUACCUACUCUGGUCACACAAAGUCUGUCUCGGAUAUUUGCUUCAACUAUGAUGGCUCUCGCUUCAUGACGGGCUCUUUCGACAGACAGAUGAAGCUUUGGGACACCGAGACUGGCCAAUGCAUCAGCCGCUUCAGCACUGGUGCUACUCCUCACGUUGUCCGCUUCCAGCCCGAUCAAAACUCAGCUACCGAGUUCCUCGCCGGUAUGAGCGACAAGAAAAUUGUUCAAUUCGACACGAGGACGCCUGGAGAGUCACCCAUCCAAGAAUACGACCACCACUUGGGUCCAGUCAACACAAUCACCUUUUGCGACGAGAACCGCCGUUUCAUUACCACUUCAGACGACAAAAGUUUGCGCGCAUGGGAGUACGGUAUCCCCGUGCCCAUCAAGUUUGUCGCUGAACCAUACAUGUUCCCAAUGGUGCGCUCAAGUCCACACCCAUCCGGCAAGUAUGUCGCUUUCCAGAGCUCGGACAACCAAAUCGUCGUCUACGCAUCUACGGAAAGAUUCAGACAGAACAGAAAGAAGAGUUAUCGCGGACACAACAAUGCUGGCUAUGCUAUCGACGUGGCUAUCAGUCCUGAUGGCGGUAUGGUCAUGUCUGGAGACAGCGGCGGCUAUGUGUGCUUCUACGAUUGGAAGACGUGCAAGAUGUGGCACAAGAUCAAGGCGAGUGAGUCUGCGGUUGUUGCCGCGCAAUGGCAGCCCAAGGAGACGUCCAAGGCUGUGACUGGUGCUUUGGAUGGCUUGAUCAAGUACUGGGAUUAG